Ochotona princeps (American pika) is the source of this 4872-nucleotide messenger RNA. RefSeq names its product kinase non-catalytic C-lobe domain containing 1 (gene KNDC1). The transcript is spliced from 30 exons. The record is from RefSeq and is a predicted model, not a curated record. The coding region runs from base 1 to 4872 and encodes 1623 amino acids. Lineage: Eukaryota; Metazoa; Chordata; Mammalia; Lagomorpha; Ochotonidae. Gene Ontology annotation, biological process: small GTPase-mediated signal transduction. Gene Ontology annotation, molecular function: guanyl-nucleotide exchange factor activity.
AUGCUGGCCAUGGACCCCGCCGCUGGCGUUUGCGAGGACAAGGACCUAGACUUCUACGAUUUCGAGCCGCUGCCCACUCUGCCCGAGGACGAGGAAAAUGUGUCGUUGGCUGACAUCUUGUCACUGCGGGACCGCGGCCUGAGUGAGCAGGAGGCAUGGGCUGUGUGCUUGGAGUGCAGCCUGGCCCUGCGCAGUGUGGCCCAUGCUGCCCUCUUCCACACGCUCUGCAUCACGCCUGACAGCCUGGCCUUCAACACCAGUGGGAACGUGUGUUUCAUGGAGCCACUCAGUGAUGACCCUGAGGGUGCCUUCGUGCCCCCCGAGUUCGAUGUCACAGGGAACACCUUUGAGGCACAUGUCUUCUCUCUGGGGGCCACGCUAAAGGCCGCCCUGGAGUUCGUGGUGGAGCCGGGGCCGGAGCGCCAGUUAAGCGCGGACCUGGAGGUGCUGCUGAACCGGAUGCUGGCCGAGGACCCAGCGGCCAGGCCCUGCCUGGAGAGUGUCAUCACGCUGUGCCGGGAGAAGACACGGCCAGCCUCCUCCGGCCACUUGUGCCGGAGCUUGUCAGCCGUCGGGAGACGCGAGCUCUCCAUUGAGUCCUUCGGGGCCUCCCAGGACAUGUAUGACAGCACCAGGGGAGGAGCACCUGUGCCAAGAGCCCUGGGGCCCAGGCAGCCUCCCGGGGACCUGGGAGCUGACCCGGACAUCCCACCUGCUCCCGAGGGCCUGUCCCAGCCCCCGUGCCCCCAGCCAGGGCCACUGGCUGUGCAGAAUGGGGAGAGACACAGCCAGGAGCUGGCCAGCCUCUCCCAGGACCCCAGAAGCCACCUGCAAGAGCUGGAUGGGGACCCCGUCAGGAAGCGCCACCUGAAGCGUGCACACACAUCCCCCUGGCUCCUGCCUGUGAGCCCUGAGCCCCCUGUCCCCCGCCUGCCACUGAGUAGCCCCUUGAAGACUUUGCAGGAGGUCAGGCUGAGGUCCAGGUCUGCUGAGGACAUGCAGGGAGCAGGCCACAACACUGGGACUGCUGGAGAGCAACAGGGGAUGACUAGAGCAGUGUCCAUGGAGCAGUGCCUGUCCCUGCAGGACCUCCUGUCUAAGCUGGGCCGGCCCUUCAGGGAGUACGAGCUGUGGGCCCUGUGCCUUACCUGCCUGCACGCCCUACAGAUGCACGCGGAGCCCCCAGCCUACCUGUGUCUGGACUCUGUGCUAGUGGCCAAGGACGGGUCUGUGCUCUUGGGGCCACCCCCUGACGAUGGUCCCUGCAAUUCCUUCUUCCUGGCUCCUGAGGUGGCUGAGGAGAAGCUGGUGACCGAGAAGGCCUCUGUGUACUGUGUAGCUGCCAUCCUGUGGACUGCCGCCAAGUUUGGUGUCCCCCGAGACCGCAAACUGGCACUGCCACGCAGACUCAAGACCCUCCUCCUGGACAUGGCCAAGCGCUGCGCCCAAGAGCGGCCAUCUGCAGCUGAAGUCACCAAGGUGUGUGGCAGCUUCCUCCUUCAGCGAGGCAUGGACGGCAGGAAGAUCUUAGCCCACCUGAGGGCGUCCACCUGCAAGGUGCCCCAGCAGGAAGAGACCGUCAGUCUACAGAGACCUCAUGUGGCUCCUGUGGCUGCCUCUCCCCAGCCCAGCCCAGGUGGGGUCCCCAAACAGCCCCUGCCCCACCCCAUCCCAUCCCACAGUUGCACUCCACCCCAAUGGCCCAGCUGCUUCCUGCAGGUCAGCAGCAGCGUGGGGCUGCAGGCAGUGCCUGGCCCAGUGCCCGCUCAGCCCUGCUGCUGUGCGGGGGUGUCUGGGCUGCCAGAGGCCCUCCUCUCCAAGGCUACGAGCUUCCAGCCGGUCGUCCUAGCGCAGGACCCAGGUGAGGCCAGGGACCAACUUGCUGAGAAGCCCCAGGUGGAUGAAGCAUGGCCAGAGACCCAGGCCCUCUUAGAGACCCCCAGCCUGAAGACCUCAGACCUACCAGCGCCCAGCCUGCAGCCACAGGGGGCAGCCACAGACUCCCCCAGGGCAUUGGGGCUGCCCAGCCUCACCCAGGGAGGGUGCCGUCCUCCGGCCCCUGCCACAACAAAGGGGCAGGGACUAUCUGGAGCCCCCUCCUCACAGCUCCCUUCCCAGCCACCCCAGGACACAGCCCCUGCAGGCCCAGAGCCUGAGGCCAUCCGUCCAGCCCCAAGGGCCCAGGCCACAAUGGAUUGCCCCAGGGGCCCUGUGGUCAGGUCCUGCCCACCAGGUGGGGAAGCCCCUUGCCUGCCCAGGACAGCCUGCCCCUCCCUGCAGGAGGCCACGCGCCUCAUCCAGGAGGAGUUUGCCUGCGACGGCUACCUGGACAACGGAUUGGAGGCGCUCAUCAUGGGCGAGUACAUCUACGCCCUGAAGGAUCUCACCUUCGCCACCUUCUGUGGGGCUGUGUCUGAGAAAUUCUGCGACCUGUCCUGGGAGGAGCGGCUGCUGAAGAGCCUGUUCCAGGUGGUGAACGGGCAGGCAUCUCCCCCGACAGGUGUGUCCGAGGUGCCAGGCUCACAAUCCCAGUGCCCAGCCAGAAGCUGCUCGCUGUCCAUCGAAAAGCCCUCGCUACACGGGUCAGGCACAGAGAAGCCGAGCGAGGGAUGGGUCAGCGGAGCCCCGUGCCCAGCACCCGCACUGGCCAGUGUUGACACGGACACACUAUCCCGGGGCAACCUGGAGGUGGGCUUCCGGCCUCAGAAGGCAACAAAAGGGACCAGAGAAUCCCCACCCAAGGCCAACACAGACAGGCAGCAGGGCCCACAGCCUGAGCCAGCCAGUGGGGCCUCGGGAUUGGACACAGUGGCCAUGCUGGCCAGACCCCAGGACAGCAGCCCAGCAGUAGCCCCAGGCCCAGCUGAGUGUCGCAGCUGCAGCCCCGGCUGGUCCAGCGCCUUCUAUGAGGCUGACUGCUUCGGUACAGACGUGCACAGCUACGUGAAGGACCUGCUGAGGCAGAAGACUGGUGGUUCAGCAGAGCUGGAGGCCCAGAGUCCAGAGCUGGGCCAGCAGCUCAUGAUGGAGAGAAGGAACUACAGCAAGACACUCAAGUUCUACCAGAAGCUGCUGCAAAAGGAGAAGCGUAGUCGAGGCUCUGAAGUGAAGACCAUGCUAGUCAGAUUAAAGGGGCAACUGGAAGAGAUGAGAGCCCGAGUGCAGCUCCUGGGUCUGGUCCAGAAGUAUCUGCAGGUCCUGUACGCGGAGCGCUGGGGCCUAGAGCCCUGUGCCCUGCCUGCCAUUGUGAACAUCACAGCUGCCUCAGGAGACUCACUGGACUUCAGCCCCCUAGACGAGUCCUCCUCCCUCAUCUUCUACAAUGUCAACAAGCAGCCAGGCAGCGGCCGGCAGAGAGCAGCUCGCGUCCUGCAGGCCGGCACACCCCUUGGGCUCAUGGCCUACCUGUACUCCAGCAAUGCCUUCCUGGAAGGCUACGUGCAACAGUUCCUCUACACCUUCCGUUACUUCUGCACACCCCGUGACUUCUUGCACUUCCUGCUGGACCGCAUCAGCAGUACUUCAUCCAGGGCCCAGCAGGAUCCCAACUCCACGCUGACCAAGGUGUACAGGCGCAGCCUAUGCGUCCUGCAGGCCUGGCUGGAAGACUGCUACGCCGUGGACUUCACCCGCAACACUGAGCUGCGCCAGCAACUCCAGGACUUCCUCUCCUCCAAGAUCCUGCCCCUGGACGGCUCUGCCGAGCAGCUGCUGGACCUCUUGGAGGUGGGCAUGGGCCGACGGGCCGAGGGUACUCCUCGAGGCACUGACCUGGAGGACCCAAAGGAGGCUGAGGCGGACAGUGGACCCUUCAACGCCCUCUGUAAGAGAUUCUCGGAGGAUGGCAUUGCCCGGAAGGCCUUCACCUGGAAGCUGGCCCGGGGCCCUGGGCUGGCGCUGCCGCUACACAAGAACCGCCCAUACAGCAUUGCUGCUGCCCUGCCCAAGCCCUGCUUCUGUGAGGACUUCUAUGGCCCCUAUGCCAAGGCCAGCGAGAAGGGACCCUCCUUCUUGACAGAGUACAGCACCCGGCAGCUGUCCACUCAGCUCACACUACUGCAGCAGGAGCUGUUCCAAAAGUGCCACCCCGUUCACUUCCUCAACUCUCGGGCCCUGGGCGUCGUGGACAAAAACACAGCCGUCCCCAAGGUCAGCUCCUCAGAGACUCUGUCAGCCAAAGCCUGCAGCUUGUUCCUGCCCAGCUAUGUUCAGGACCCGUACCUGCUCCAGCUCCUGCGUCAUGCCGACGAUGUCAGCACCUGGGUGGCUGCUGAGGUCACCACCAGCCACACAGCCAAGCUGCAGGUAAACCUACUGUCCAGGUUCCUGCUGAUCGCCAAGGCUUGCUACGAGCAGAGGAACUUUGCCACAGCCAUGCAGAUCCUGGACGGGCUGGAGCACCCAGCCGUGAGGCAGUCCCCUGCCUGGAGGAUUCUCCCUGCAAAGAUGGCCGAGGUCAUGGAGGAGCUGAAGGCCGUGGAGGUCUUUCUCAAGAGUGACAGCCUGUGUCUCAUGGAAGGGCGGCGCUUCCGGGCCCAGCCCACCCUACCCUCUGUCCGCCUCCUGGCCAUGCACGUCCAGCAGCUGGAGACAGGCGGUUUCACCAUGACCAACGGGGCCCACCGGUGGAGCAAGCUCAGAAACAUAGCCAAGGUGGUGAGCCAGGUGCAGGCCUUCCAGGAGAACCCCUACACCUUCAGCCCUGACCCCAAGCUGCAGUCACACCUCAGGCUCAGGAUUGCCCGGUUCAGCGGAGCCGACGUGGCCAUCUUGGCCGCAGACAACCAGGCCAACUUCCACGAGGUGUCCAGUGAGAAGCACUCCCGGAAAAUCCAGGACAAGCUGCGGCGCAUGAAAGCCACAUUCCAGUAG